Messenger RNA from Pelobates fuscus (common spadefoot toad), 2504 nucleotides. RefSeq names its product G-protein coupled receptor 183-like. Gene Ontology annotation, molecular function: G protein-coupled receptor activity; oxysterol binding. Gene Ontology annotation, cellular component: membrane. The record is from RefSeq and is a predicted model, not a curated record. Gene Ontology annotation, biological process: G protein-coupled receptor signaling pathway. The transcript has 4 exons. Bases 1 to 1389 code for a protein of 462 amino acids. Lineage: Eukaryota; Metazoa; Chordata; Amphibia; Anura; Pelobatidae.
AUGGAUACAAUGCAUGGAAACGUCAUCACUGUAGAGAACCAGAUGACUAAAUUAUUUAGGGACAGCUGUGACCUGAUCCAUACCCUGAUAAAAGAGUUUAUUGUCAUGGGUCAGAGAUCGGCACAGAAUGUAUAUAAAGGGAAGCGAUUUAAAAUACUACAUUCUUCAGAAGACAAAGCAAGAGAAAUAACAUCUGUUUGGCUUCUUUAUAUUUCUGUCUGCAAGACUUGCCUCAGUGAGCCGUAUAGAGAGACUUCAGAUACAAACCUUACAAAGAGAACUCCAUGCAAGCUUAGAUCUUCUAGGCUUUGCAAAUUUAAUACAAUUUCCAAGAGCAGUAUGGAUGCCAAAUGGAGUAACAAUACAGAAAGCAAUGAAACCCACUGCAUAGUUCACAGCAAUGACUCCACAGCAAAAAUUUAUUUUAUCGUGUAUUACUUUGCUCUUCUUAUAAUUGGUUCUGGUGGAAAUAUUCUGGCACUUCACCUUUCCAUCAAAAGAAGAAAGAAAGUCAACUCAACUGACAUUUAUUUAAUCAACCUGGCAUUGUCCGAUGCUCUUUUUACUCUCUCUCUCCCUGGGCGCAUCACAUAUUAUAUACUGGAUUUUAACUGGCCAUUUGGGGAAGCCAUGUGUAAAAUUACUGCAUUCAUUUUUUACACCAACACCUACGUUGGGAUUUCUUUUAUGACAUGCGUUAGUGUGGACCGAUACAUAGCCGUAGUACAUGCGAUGCGAUUUGGUAAAUUCAGGAAAGAUCGCAUUGUUAAGUAUGUAUGCCCACUUGUCUGGUUUCUUGUACUUGUGCAGACCAUGCCACUUCUCUUUAUUCCUAUGACGAAUGUUAUCGGAGACAAAGUGACCUGCAUGGAAUAUUUCAACUUUGAAACUAUUCCUCAGCUGCCAGUUAUUCUCUUGGUGGCUUGCAUUGUUGGCUACUUUUUGCCGGUAGGAGUUAUCUUAUUGUGUUAUUUGAGAAUCACUCAUAAGUUGUGCAAAACAGUAAAAGAAAACCAGGUAAUUCAUAAAAAGGGUCAUCUUAAGACAGCAUUCACUGUUAUCAUGGUGAUCCUGGUCUCCAUUGUGCUUAGCUUCUCACCUUACCACAUAAACAUUACCCAGUUCAUGGUGAAAAGGCUGUAUUAUAAGCCAUCAUGCUCUCAGAACAAAGCUUUCAAGAUGUCCCUGCAGAUCACGGUAGCACUUAUGAACCUAAACUGCUGUCUUGAUCCUGUCAUCUACUUUUUUGCAUUUAAAGGAUAUCGAAAUAGGAUUUUAAGCAUGAUUAGAAGUUAUGUUUCAGCACCCUCAUUAUCUACUGGGAAGACACAUUCAGAAAGCAACAGUAACAGCCAGAACCAAGUAUGCACUAAAUUAGAAGAAUUAUAAGAUCAAUAUACAUUUUGUGCUUAUGAUGGAAUUAUAGUAAGUAUGAAAACCAGUUUAAUGCCUUUUACUAUAAUCCUGCAUGAAAUGACCCACUUUGUCCAUAAACGGGAUGCAUCUUACUCUAUGAAAGCACAAGGUGACUGUUAUAUGGUACAUGUUGCUCAACAGAUUGCAUAGCUCAUCAGAAAUGAUAAAAAAUGAAGUCACAUUUUUCUUUUUUGCACCUCUCAUGUAGCUCAAAUCUGUAUGAUUUAGAUGGCGCUGUGAUUUUGGUGAAUGUCUGUGAUUGGAUACAGAAUGUAUCCAUAGUACAAUGACAUGUAUGGCUUAUAUUGCAAACUAGGAUACCUUAACAAAACUGUCGCUAAUAGAAAAGUGUAUCAAUAACAUGUAAACUCUUGGACUUUUGCAGUUGAUUAAAUUGGUUUUCGUGGUAAUUCAUCCCAUUGCAACCUCUCCAUCUGCGUGUGUCAAACCAGGAGUAUAAUUUGUAGUUCAGAAACUCACACCACUGGAAGUGUAUCUCAAUGAAACUUGGAGACCAAAUACUUGGACAUCACUGUAAGGGGAGUUCUCUGUAAAUUAAAAAUAAUAAUAAUAAUAAUUAAAUAAUGAUGCAAGGAUGAGGUCACUCACUAUUAUCCCAUUUCUUUUAGAAAAAAAACAAAAUUGUAUUGCCACUGGAACCAGUAUAUAACAAAAUAUAUAAACAAGACAGUGGGCACUUGUAGGUCUUAGUUAAUUAGAAAAAAUAGUCGGUUUUAUUUGUUUAGCGUCAACAUUUCGGACCUGCUUUCGAUCCUUUUCAAGACAAGGUACAACAUGUAUAUAAUGCAAACAAUUAAUUAAUGAAAUUACUUACUCAACCUGUUCGUGUCCCUUCACUAUAAAAACCUGAACCGGGAGCUGUAAGAGUACCGGUAAUACCUGAAUAAGUGUGUUGCACUAAAGAAAUGACGGCUAGAAAUGUAAAUAUUUUUGAACAGUUCCAGGGGACUGAAAGUUAAAAGUUUCUGUAUUCUAUUUCACCAUUGUCUGUCCUACCCGGGAUAAAAUACGUGAUGUGCCAUGACAACACAUUUAUAUUAGAUCUCAUAAUAGUUACACCCAUUAAC